Molecule: messenger RNA, 1035 nt
Organism: Cyanidioschyzon merolae strain 10D
Lineage: Eukaryota; Rhodophyta; Bangiophyceae; Cyanidiales; Cyanidiaceae
Exons: 1
Coding region: 1-1035 (344 amino acids)
Source: RefSeq, a predicted model, not a curated record
AUGUCAGAACUUGUAACGCAAUCCGUUUCGAAUCCAAGUGCGUCUCAAGGGGACACGAAAGAGAGGCCGCCCGUCAUCGAAAGCGCGAUCAAAGUUCUUCUAGAGCGGUGCAGGAAGCAUCGACGCCGUACACGGGACCUUCUGGACGCGGACUCGGGUAGUGAGUCAGAGCCGGACGGUGCAACGGAUUGGGUAUUUUUGGUGCUGACCCUGCAGUGUAUACCGGAAAAUAUGCCGCGACGGCCCCGAUUGAUACCGUUGCCGAACCCUCUCUAUCGAUCGACGGAGCCAGGUGACGCUGUGAGCGCGUCGCUGUCGGUGUGUGUGGUGUGCCCAGACCCCGUGCGACCGUACCGCCGGUUUCUGGUCGAGUCACCGCCAGCGCAGUGGCGUGAGCGCAUUCGAUCCUUACGCGUCACCGAGGUGCUGUCGGUAAGGCAGCUUCGCCGAGACUACCUCCAGUUUGAGCAACGUCGCCGGCUUGCUGCCAAGCAUGACCUGUUCCUCGCCGAUACGCGCGUGUGGCCAUUACUGCCGGAUCUUCUCGGAAAAGAGUUCUUUCGACGUAAGAAAUACCCUCUGCCUGUGAACUUUUCUGGUUUAGACCAGUGUACUUCCGUGGUGGCGGAGCGGGUGAUUCGAGCAUGUGAACGCGUACGCGAUAGCACUGUUUGGUAUCCGGGGCUAGCGGCGGGCACCUGCUGUGCCAUCCGAGUCGGAAGGCUCUCCAUGUCGCCGGAGGCACUCAAGACGAACGUGGAGCAAGUCCUGCACCAGUUGCCAACGUUCAUUCCAGGAGGUAUUCGGCGGGGCGUUCUCAGUAUCUACCUGAAAACGAGAGCGCGGGUCCCGAUUCCGCUCUAUGUGGCGGAUCGGACAACGCAGGUGCUCGCAGCGAGUGCACCGGUACGCUCCAACUUUACAAUGUGGUCACCUGAGCGUCGUCGACGUCGCAGUCGCCAAACCAAACAAAAGCUCGUACGAGUACCGGACACCCGACCGACACCGCUCGCUCAGAAGCGUCAACGACAAUGA